AACAUUUAAUUGUGUAGGAAUGUCAUGUGAAAUCUCUAAUAAGUGUAAUGCACGUUUCUUUUGUCAUUGAUAGGCUUUACACGUACCUGCGUAUUCCACGUUCUUCUACGGAUGCCCUCCAUUUAUUUAUAACAUACACUGAUUAUUCAUUUAUUCUCCAUUCCUCUGCGCCACCACCUCCAGCACAGUAGGUGUCAGCAUUCACCUCAAACGUUUGUUUGCGGACCACCAUUAUACCAAAGAAGAAGAAGAAGAAGAAGAAGAAGAAGAAGAAGAAGAAGAACUCAGUGCAAACCAAUAAUGUAUAACAUCCUGGAAUGUAAUUCUAUCUAUUGGCCAUUGAGAGCACACCCCAGUAGGAGCAGUCCUCCACAGGAAUGAAUGGAAUUCUACAGUAUUUCAAUUAAUUGUUUCAAGGACAAAAUGACAUCUAUUUAAGUACUUAUUUUGUCAUGUUGGGGACAGUAACAUUAGCUAUCUCUAAAAACGCAUGCAGUCACAUGAGAACGCGCCAUGGCUUCAGUUACCUCAACCAGUCGCUCAACUCGCUCCUCCCGACGAAGCGGCGCCGGCCCGUCCAGCACCAGCCCAACCCGGCUCUCCCGAAGCCAGGAGAAAGAGGAGCUUAGCCACCUGAACGACCGCCUGGCCGCCUACAUAGAGCGGGUCCGCCAGCUGGAGAAUGACAAGUCCUCAAUGCUGCUUCUCCUGGAGGAGAAAGAGGAGUCUACGACCCGGGAGACGGCCAACGUUCGGCGGCUGUACGAGACCGAGUUGGCCGACGCGAGGAAGAGCUUGGACGUGCUGGCUAACGACAGGGCCCGGCUGCAGAUAGAGAUGGGUCAUCUCUCUGAAGAGCAUAGCAACCUACAAGCCAGGAACCAGAAGAAGGAAGCAGAGUGUAACAUGGCCAUGGGUCAGUGGAGGAACUUGGAGGCGGUCCUCAACUCUAAAGACGCAGAGCUGGCCAAUCAACUGGCAGAUAACAGAAGACAGGCGGAUGACGUCACUGACCUACAGGCCCAGGUGGCCAAUUUGGAGUGUGGGCUGGCGGAGACUAAGACCCAGCUGAACUCUGAGAUGUUGAGGAGGGUGGACCUGGAGAACCAGGUGCAGACACUACGGGAACAGCUGGAGUUCCAGAGACACAUUGGCGAACAGGAGGUCAGGGAGAUCCGGAGCAGACAUGAGAGUCGCCUGGUGGAGGUGGAUUCUGGGAGACAGAAAGAAUUUGAGAGUAAGUUGGCUGAGGCCAUGCAGCAGCUACGACAGGAGCACGACGGACAAAUCCAGCAGUAUAAAGAGGAUCUGGAGAAGAAUUUCAAUGCCAAGAGAGAGCUGUGUGUCUCUCAGAGAGAGCUGUGUGUCAGGGAGUCUCUGUGUGUGUCGUGCACACUGUUAGAGCAGGAGUGCAUGAUGACGGAAGAGAAAAGAGGAGUGAGAAAGACUCCAGUGCAGAUUAGGGAGAGCUUUGUCCAGCUGAUCAAGCUGGAGAACGCCCAUCAGACGGCGCUGAAGAGUAGUGACUUUGCCUCGUCCACCAGAGAGGAGCUGUCUGCCACCAAGCUCCGCAUCGAGACCCUCUCCUCACAACUCAAUCACUUCCAAAAACAGAACGGGGCCUUAGAGGGGCGAGUGCGGGAGCUGGAGCGGACCCUGGACCGGGAGCGCGAGGUGUGGCAGCAGCGACUGAGCCACAAGGACGAGGAGAUGUCGGCCAUGCGGGCCCAGAUGCAGAGCCAGCUGGAGGACUACGAGCAGCUGCUGGAUGUCAAGCUGGCCCUGGACAUGGAGAUCAACGCCUACCGCAAGAUGCUGGAGGGAGAGGAGCAGAGACUCCACCUCUCCCCGAGCCCCUCCCAGCAUGGGGCUGUGGCACGCACACACGCACACGGCGCCCGCCGAGUUGUCCGCGGGAAGAAACGUAAGAACGAAGGUGGCACGGGGUCCUCGCCAGCCUACAAGGUCUCGCAGCACGCCAAGGCCCACAGUCACAUGAUGGUGUCGGAGAUAGACCUGAAGGGGAACUACGUCAUGCUGAAGAACAACUCUGAGAAGGAGCAGCCACUAGGGGGCUGGGUGGUGAGGAGCAGUCACCUGGACUCUCCUGAACUGUUCUUCCAGAUCCCCCCUUCCUACAUACUGGCUGGGGGCAACACCCUCACUAUCUGGGGUUCGGAGGCAGGCGUAGAGGCCUCUCCAGGUGACCUGGUCAUGAAGAACCAGAGGAACUGGGGUCCGGUCAACAACGUGAUUGUCACCCUACUGAACCCAGAUGAAGAGGAGACCGCAGAGCUGCGUGUGCAGGAGAGAGGAGAGGACGACUCCGAUGUGGAGGUUGACGAAGAGUUUAUGGAAGGGAGUGAUGUUCACUACCUCAGGAGACAGGCUCCGGGGGGAACAAACGAGAGUUGCUCUGUUAUGUAACUCCACCUUCCCCCUUUCACAAUUCUGAGCUGAGAACAUGCAUCCGACCCGGGAAUUCCCAGGAAUACCACUGGAACGGCUACAAUGACAUCCUAUCCCCUACAUAGUGCGUUACUUUGCCAUGAACCACAGCGUGGGCACUGCACAGGAAAGUGGGUGUCAUUUCACACUGGCCAUGUCACCAAUGGUAUUAUUAAUGUGCCCUGUGGGAGCUUGAUGGUGAUUUGGGAGCACUGCUACACAAAUGUGUGUGAUUUCAAUGCAGAUUUUUCCUAAACUAAUGCAAGAGUUUGGCUGGUUGUAUAGUUGCCUGUACCUGGAAAAAUAGUGGGUAGCCCUUUAAAAUUGCAGAUCUGUUAGUGCUGUCUAGUCAACUCCUAUGGUCAUUUGUCUAAACAGCACAGACAGAUCUGGGACCAGGCUUGUAGUCUUUAAGCAGCGACAUGGCGUUUGUCCUGCUAUUCUGGUGUUCCUAACACAUCUCUCCUCCCGCUUGCUGCGAGUGACAUUCAUAUGCCCCUUACUGUCUUUAAUGCCACAUCAUUCAAUUGUCAAAGUUUUUAAGAAAAUAUGUUUCAUUUGUCAUACAGUAUGAAUAUGCCUUGUGUCCUGACUGUUUAAAAUCCUGUUUGGGAAAAUGACAGAUUGUUCCACUUGUAUGGUGUUACAGUAUGUUAGUACUAUAACUAACUGUAAGAUGAAUGUUUUCUGGUGUUUUUACCCUUUAAACUGCAGCACUUUUUGCCAUUGAGAGAGGAAGUAUGUGGACAGGAUGCUUUUCCUGUGUUUGACAGGUACUUUGGUGGCUUUGCAAUAUUGUUUCUUUAUUUUAUUUCUGAAACUUUAUUUUCUUUCUAUUUAUAAAAACAACUAACUGUAACAUCCUCUGAACGUCCGAUUGACGUCCGUAGAAACUCAAUGUUGGCUUGUCCUUAUGCACCAAAAUACUUAUGAUUUCAAUAAAGAUUUUUCCUUAA
Molecule: messenger RNA, 3404 nt
Organism: Oncorhynchus tshawytscha (Chinook salmon)
Lineage: Eukaryota; Metazoa; Chordata; Actinopteri; Salmoniformes; Salmonidae
Gene: lmnl3
Product: lamin L3
Exons: 13
Coding region: 514-2427 (637 amino acids)
Source: RefSeq, a predicted model, not a curated record